Messenger RNA from Yarrowia lipolytica CLIB122, 2865 nucleotides. RefSeq lists its product as uncharacterized. The record is from RefSeq and is a predicted model, not a curated record. Gene Ontology annotation, molecular function: protein binding. NCBI's taxonomy places the organism in Eukaryota, Fungi, Ascomycota, Dipodascomycetes, Dipodascales.
AUGGACGGCAUCUCACGAGCCCUACCUGCCAAAGACCGGCUGAAACGUCGCGAUGGGCCUGGAGACGCCCCCAUGGCCUCUGUUCAGCAGUACAACCAGCCCGGCAUGAACUACGGCCGGUCGUAUGGCGUGCCGCGACGCGGUAGACCGGGGCCUCCCCAGCGGUUUGCUCCUCCUGGACCUCCGGGACCUGGCGGACUUCCCGGAGCGCAAUCCCACGGAGGCCCGGGGCCUCGUCAACGAUACAAACCGGCCAAGCAGUUCCAACCGCCCCCCAAGCCCGUGCAGCCGCCUCCACAGCAGCAAUACUACGAUCAGGGCUAUGAUCAAGGGUACGAUCAGGGCUACGAUCAAUACGGAGGAGGAUACAACCAGGGCUAUGACCAGGGCUACGACCAGUACGGAGGGGCUCAGGGGUAUGACCAGAACUACAACCAAGGCUACCAGAAUGCUCCCCCACCACCUCAGAAUCACGGACAUGGACACUACCAGCAACCACCACCUCCCCAACGCGGCCCCCAGGGUUACAGAGCGCCUCCUCAGCAUGCUCCUCCUCCCCAGCAGCAUCACAAGCAAGCUCACGCCCCACCUCCCGCCCAGAAGCACUACGACCAGGGCUACGAUAACCAGAACUACGAUCAGGGCUACGACCAGGGAUACGAUAACCAAGGAUACGACCAGGGUUAUAACAACCACGGAGGUUACAACGACGAAGGAUACGACAACCACGGUUACAGCGAUCACCAGUACGAUCAGCCGGCUAACAACGGAGGCCAGCCACAGUCGUAUCCUCCUCGACAGGACGAGUAUCAGCAUCAUCCCAACAACAGUUACCAGCAGCCGCAACAAAAUGCGUUUUCGCAGUCGGAGCCGGACCUCACUGCAGGCAUCAACAAUCUUAGUGUGCGAUCCAAGAGCCCAUUGCAGAACCCGGGGCCUCCCGUGCAGUCGUAUGCAGCCACAGUGGCCAAACGGAACUCGCCCCAGGCCCAGCAUCUGCCCUACCCUCUCCCCAAGGCCAAGGUUCCUGCGCCUGCGUCUGGGCAGAGCUCCGUGGUAAAACCGUCCAUCCCGCAGCAGGCGUCUCGUAGCACGCCCGAUCUGCACGACUACAACCGCGGCAGCAACGACUACAACCACAGCAGCAACGACUACAACCGUGGCAGCGACAGAGGCAGCAACGACAGAGGCAGCAACGACAGAGGCAGCAACAACACGUUUUCGCCUACAAACACCGAGUCGCGUGAUUCCCAUGACUCGAACCCUGGCUUUCAGUUCACGUCGGCAGCAGCGUCAAACUCGUACAACACAAACACAAACCACAGCGACAACCGAGGGGCGGAAAUCGAGCGCAAAAUCUACGUGCGAAUGUCGCAUUAUCCUCAACCCGAGAACCCCGUCAACCCCAUUCCUCACCAGUACGUUGACAGCUACAAGGAAGAGAAUCCCUACGACGAAGAGCGUACUCAGCUGCCUACACAUGCUCCUCCUCCGGUUCCUCAGCCUCAGAACAGCAAGUACGCACUGGACGUUCCUGCAGCAGUGCCUGUGAAGCCCCCGAUGCAUAUCAACACAUCAUCACCAGCACAAGCGGCAGCGCAGUUAUCGCACCCCUCGCCCACAAAGGCGUCUUUUUCACAUCCCAACGCGCCCUAUCCCAUCAAGACAGGCAACCAUGACGGACGAAGAGGUGAUGACAGAAGAGGUUCAGAUGACCGACGACAAGAUCCUCGUGGAGGUGGUGGUGACGACCGACGAGGCUCAGAAGCAAAGACUAGUGAAUUCCCGAGCCCCAGUAGUCUCACAUUCACGCAUGCGUCUUUGGAGGCCAAAAAACAGCGUGCUAUGGCGAACCCAGACGACAAUCAUGCCCAGCUUGAGUACGCACAGGCAAUGUUCAAGGCUGCAGCUCAACUGGCAGACAAGGCCCAGAACGGAAACCCCAUCGACUCGAAAACAGCCAAGAAAAAUAGAGACUACUGGACAACGCAGGGUCUGAAGAUUGUCAAGAAGCUGGCUGCCGUCAACUAUGCGCCUGCUCUGUUUGAGUAUGGAGUCCAGAGCUCAGACAAAGAGCGAGCGUUCGAUCUGUAUAACAAGGCAGCCGGUCUGAGUCAUCCUGAGGCCUCUUACAGAGUCGGAGUGUGUUUCGAGCUGGGUAUUGGAACCCGACGAGAUGCUCGAAAGGCUGUUCUGUGGUACAAACGGGCUGCUGAUCUGGGUGACACAAAGGCUCUCUACAAGCUUGGCAUGACUCACCUUCACGGCACUCUAGGGGAGCAGAAGAAUAUUCAGGAGGCUGUUGCGUUGUUGGAAGAGGCUGCUGCCAAGGCUGAUUCAGAGAACCCACAUGCCCUUCAUGAAUUGGCUCUUCUAUAUGAGCGUCCCACUUAUGAGAUGAGUGCGAUUUCGGCCGAUGGGCGAUCUGUGGUUCGUAAGGACGAGACUCGAGCACUAUCGCUUUUCAUGGCUGCAGGCAAGCUCGGUUAUCCUCCUUCUCAGUUUCGUCUGGGCUGCUGCUACGAGUAUGGAACUCUAGGCUGUGAUGUCAACGCCAAAAAGUCCAUUGCUUGGUACUCCUAUGCAGCUCAGAAGGGCGAGCCCGAGUCUGAACUGGCUCUGUCGGGCUGGUACCUGACCGGCAGCGAUGGUAUUCUACAGCAGAGUGAUACGGAGGCGUAUCUUUGGGCUCGAAAGGCGGCCGAGAAGGGUCUGGUCAAGGCCGAGUACGCUUUGGGAUACUUCUGUGAGGUGGGUAUUGGUGUGCAUAAGGAUCUGAACGAGGCCAAGAAGUGGUAUUUCAAGGCUGCUGCCCAGAAGCACCCCAAGGCCAUUUCACGGUUGAAGGCGAUUAACGAGUGUUAA